This is a messenger RNA of Myxocyprinus asiaticus (Chinese sucker), 1659 nucleotides long. Its product is annotated as hepatitis A virus cellular receptor 1 homolog. NCBI's taxonomy places the organism in Eukaryota, Metazoa, Chordata, Actinopteri, Cypriniformes, Catostomidae. The record is from RefSeq and is a predicted model, not a curated record. The transcript has 8 exons. Bases 60 to 842 code for a protein of 260 amino acids.
GCCACUGGUGCCGCCCAGCACAAGGCAGUGUCUCUUGAACUCCACACUGGCUGGUCGGAAUGGCUGCUCCUCCCAGGUUAUCAGUGCUGCGCAGGAUCCUCCUCCUCGCCAUCUCAGCUGACAUGUUCUCCGUUCUGGCGUUCCAUGUGACGGAGGGCAGCACAGUGAUUCUGUCGUGUCAUUACUCAGUAAAGCACCACGGCCUGAGCCACGUCUGCUGGGGACGAGAUUGUGGAACUUUCUGGUGCAACAACAUCAUUGUACAAACAGAUGAGUAUGGCGUCAUUUCCAAAGUGUCGGACAGGUACAAGCUCAUUGGAGAUGUUCUUUCAGGCCAAAUGGACUUGGGGAUCCAAAGGAUACAGAAAGAAGACAGUGGACUUUACUGCUGCAGAGUGGAUAUAGAAGGCUUCUUCAAUGACAAGAAGGUGUCCUACACUUUGAGAGUCAUGAAAGCCCCAACGACUAUUCCACCAACAACCACGACACAGCAUGCUACAGAGCCACUGGAGACACAGACAGUGUCAUUGGUGUUAAAUCAGUCCAGAGAAGAAGACUCAUCAAUCUCUGACAUUUCCUGGCAGAAUGUCACUCAUGUUCAUUCUGGGGUGAUGAUGGAAGCGCCCAUCUCCAGAAUCACACUUCAGAUAAACAUCCCUGUGCUGUCCCUGUCUCUCAGUGUGCUACUGCUCCUUUUGGGGGGCCUGGCCCUGUUGACCUUCAAACGUGGGUUUUAUUGGAAGGCAUUAGACAGUGGGUGUUUCUCAAAGGAUCCACGACAUAUUAUCUAUGAAAUACGAACCAGGAGACCAGUGGAGGAAAACAUCUACACACUGGAAUAGAAGCAACAUCUAUUUUAUAAACAAACACACACACCGCAGGCCAUUAAUAACAUACAGGAAAGCACUGCUCCCUCUUUGAACGAGCGCUGUGACUAAGGGUGAGCGCUGUCUGACUGCUGGUGUAUUUCAGCAUUCCUGCACAAGCCGUCAGCAAGCUAACUGAGUGAUAUGUAUUAUGGUGUCAAAAUAAACGUUCCUCAAGAAAUAUGUAUGAAUGGACCUGGGUAUUUAAACAGACAGGAAAUAUGUUGGCUAAAUAAUAUAACAUAAUACAUUUGAUUUCAGGUUUACAUUUUUUUUUUUUUGGUGGGGGUUCCUUGCCACAGCUGCCUUUGGCUUGCUCACUGGGGGCCUAUAUAGACAAAUAAUUGUUAAGGCAUGAUUUUCUAUCAUGUUUUUUUUUUUUUCAAUGAAACUUCUCAAUGAUGACUUUUAUUAUAGACAUUACAGUAUAUUUUUCUGCAAAGCUGCUUUGAAACGAUACGUGUUUUGAAAAUACACAAAUAUAAAUUACUAUAAAUGGCUAUACAAAUAAAAAUGACUUGACUUGGCCUGACUCUUUUGAAUCUCUAGUGCCAGAUUAUCAUAACAAUGCUAUCAUCGUUAUGAGACAACCGUGCCAACCAGAGGUCUGUGCUAGCUGCUAGUCUGAAACAAGGGCAUUUCAGGGUGCCAAGGAGUCAGCCACAGACUCGCUGGCUCCAAGCAAAUAGUAUCUGGUAAACAUAUCUAAUCAACAGUUCUGUGUUAUACACAGCUAUGCCAUACAGAGCUACUGUAUUUAUGUAACGUUACUGCUGUCUUUUAAUGUAAACAA